GCUUCUGCGGGGGGUAUAAUAAGAGUCGGGGCACUUGAGAGUCUUGAAGUCAGUUUUGUGAAAUUCUCCCAAAGUGCAAGGACUGUUCUGCUUUAGAUUCAGCCUCAUCAGUGAUGGACUCUCAGUCUGAUUUGGAGGUGAUCUUAGAGUUCCUAGAGGAGUACUACAGGCAAAACGCUGGGGACAAUGUGGACAAGGUGAACUGGGCUGCAGGUGAGCCAGUAGAUGAAAGAAGUGCACCUGUGGAUGAGUCAAGCGAGCAGCGCUGGAUGUGCUAUGGGCCACCUAUCAUCAAACCUGCACUUCAGCCUCUGCUGGCACACGACACCCCGUCACCUCUCAGCCAGAACACAACAGCAACAUUGUGUGAGCAUGGGUCACUGCCAAACUUUGUAUCAACAAGACAACCAACCAAACACACAGUGGGGAGUGGUGGAAAGGUGCGACUCUUUCACUUUCUGUUUGAGAUGCUGGAGGAUCCAAACAUGGCCCACUGUGUGUCCUGGGUGCCAGCAGCAGCCGGUGUUUUCCGCUUCUCUUCCACGAACAAGGACCAGGUGGCAGCGCUGUGGGGGCAGAGAAAGGGCAACAAGAGGCCCAUGACUUACCAGAAGAUGUCCCGCGCCCUGAGGAACUACGCCCGCUCCGGAGAGAUCUUCAAGGUGAAGAAGAAGCUCACCUAUCAGUUCAGCAGAGAGACACUGAUGUUACUGCAGAAGUGUCAACGAGGAGAUUUGUAAUGUGGACUAGAUUCUGUGUAGCUCAUAUCAUCUCAUAUAAAACUCUAAAUGUGUUCUUUUUUUUUUAAAGUCUACGACCUUUCACUUUCUGUUAUGAGUUUGGCAAACUGCAUUUACAUAUCAGGUUUUCUUGAAGUAAGUACAUGCAUUCAGUUUGUGGUGUAAAU
Molecule: messenger RNA, 907 nt
Organism: Epinephelus moara (kelp grouper)
Lineage: Eukaryota; Metazoa; Chordata; Actinopteri; Perciformes; Serranidae
Gene: spi2
Product: Spi-2 proto-oncogene
Exons: 5
Coding region: 114-740 (208 amino acids)
Biological process (GO): regulation of transcription by RNA polymerase II; cell differentiation
Cellular component (GO): nucleus
Molecular function (GO): sequence-specific DNA binding; DNA-binding transcription factor activity, RNA polymerase II-specific
Source: RefSeq, a predicted model, not a curated record